ACAUACAUUCCAUAAUAAUCUGUUGCGUGUUAAGAAGACGAGGGAUAUCGCCAUGUCGGCAACGGGUCCUAUAAGCAAUUAUUACAUGGAUUGCUUGAUAAAUCACGAAAAUGAAGAAGUACUGAUGACGCGUUUCUCGGCAUCUGAGGUACUGCCACCCGGCUCGCGUCCAUCGCCCCUUGUAGCAGAGUACUCGGAAUUCCCUUCGUGCAGCUUCGCACCCAAAGCUCCUGUCUUCACUUCGUCUUGGGGCCCUGUACAUUCCCAGAAAUCCGUGGUAUACCAUCCCUAUGGUCACCAGCCUCAUUUAGCUGCAGAUUCGAGGUAUUUGCGGUCAUGGCUUGAACCCAUCUCAGGGACCAUAUCUUUUCCAGGCUACCCGAGCAACAGCAGACCUUAUGGAUUGAAAGCUAAUGGUUUUCCAGAACACAAACCUGUCGAAUGCAUUGCCGCCAACGAUCGCAGCAACCGGGAGUAUUAUUAUUGUCCAUCGUGGGAUCCCAGAGAAAAGACGAAACAGAUCAGCUCUUCUCUAGAACUGGAUGCGCUGGUCUCUGGCACGAUUAAAGAGGAUAAAUCUGAGUUAGAUCAGAAUAACCCUGUGGCCAAUUGGAUACACGCGCGAUCAACGAGAAAGAAAAGGUGUCCCUACACUAAAUACCAAACUCUAGAACUGGAAAAGGAAUUUUUAUUUAAUAUGUACCUUACCAGAGACCGUCGGUAUGAAGUGGCGCGUCUUCUAAAUCUUAACGAACGACAGGUCAAAAUUUGGUUUCAAAAUCGACGCAUGAAAAUGAAGAAAAUAAACAAAGAUAAGACUGAAUGCUGUGAGUAGUGCUCGUAGCAGAAUACGAAACGGUAUUGGACAAUGGACUGAAACACCACAUCAGCAAGAAGCAAGAGCCAGUUAUAUAUUGUUGAGGAAACUCUUAUUCAUAGUCGCCUAUUGGACGUAGGUCUAGACACAACCCACUACAAAACUUAAGUUCUAAAUAUACUCCUUUAAAUCCAACUUCCCAUUGGGUCUAUACAUAUAGGCUAUUGCUUUUUACCUUUACGUAAGUUAAAUGUUUGUUAAUGAGAAUCUGCAGGUGAGCGUCUGAAAAUCGGCCUGUAUGUAGGCUAUGUGUAGUCUGUGGCUAUUUAAAAGCCUGUAUAUUUUUUUUAGCUUUAGCAGUUUUAUAAGCUUGGUAAUAUACUGUUUAAAAAUGACUAGAUAUGAUGAGAAAUAUUAAAAAUAAGAAACCCACUUUCGUCCUUA
Electrophorus electricus (electric eel) is the source of this 1261-nucleotide messenger RNA. RefSeq names its product homeobox protein Hox-C9a-like. Gene Ontology annotation, molecular function: DNA-binding transcription factor activity, RNA polymerase II-specific; RNA polymerase II cis-regulatory region sequence-specific DNA binding. Gene Ontology annotation, biological process: anterior/posterior pattern specification; embryonic skeletal system morphogenesis; regulation of transcription by RNA polymerase II. The record is from RefSeq and is a predicted model, not a curated record. Lineage: Eukaryota; Metazoa; Chordata; Actinopteri; Gymnotiformes; Gymnotidae. Gene Ontology annotation, cellular component: nucleus.